Molecule: messenger RNA, 4012 nt
Organism: Pseudophryne corroboree (corroboree frog)
Lineage: Eukaryota; Metazoa; Chordata; Amphibia; Anura; Myobatrachidae
Gene: NIPAL1
Product: NIPA like domain containing 1
Exons: 6
Coding region: 93-1349 (418 amino acids)
Biological process (GO): magnesium ion transport
Cellular component (GO): membrane
Molecular function (GO): magnesium ion transmembrane transporter activity
Source: RefSeq, a predicted model, not a curated record
ACACAGAGAGACCUGGAGCUGACAACAGACUACUACCAGGAGAGUGGGGGACUCUGGAGGGCGAGCUCAGGGGACUGUUCCUGGAGAGAAGGAUGGCACAGACACCAGCUGUUAUUGCAGUGCCAGAGGGGACAGUGUGUAACACAGGUGCUGUUUUAACAUUGACGUGCCCUCACAGUAUUUCCCAGGCAUGGUGUCAGAUAAUGAACACAUCACAGAACACACUGUCAUUCACCAUACACAACAUGAGUCCUUCUGCCAACGAAACGAACUUGAGCACUGCAACAUCUUUCAGAAACAAAUACAACCUCUACAUUGGUUUAAUGCUGGCAAUAAGCUCCAGCCUUUUCAUUGGCUCGAGUUUUAUCAUGAAGAAAAAAGGCCUAUUACGAUUGGCUGAGAAAGGAGUCACCAGAGCGGGACAGGGCGGAUUCUCUUACCUAAAAGAAUGGCUCUGGUGGGCUGGCCUUCUGUCAAUGGGGGCAGGAGAAGCCGCCAACUUCAUCGCAUACGCCUUUGCACCUGCCACUCUGGUGACGCCACUUGGUGCGCUGAGUGUCCUCAUCUGUGCGGUGCUGUCAUCCUAUUUCCUGCAUGAAAAGCUGAACAUUCACGGCAAGGUAGGAUGUCUCCUGUGUAUACUCGGCUCCACUAUGAUGGUAAUACAUGCUCCGCACGAAGAAGAGGUCACAUCUCUGCAUGAUAUGGAGAUUAAACUAAGAGAUCCAGGUUUCAUUACCUUUGCUACACUGGCAGUUGUGAUGUCCUUGAUCCUUAUAUUGGUGGUUGCUCCAAAGAUCGGCCAAACAAACAUCCUAGUGUAUAUCGCCAUUUGUUCUGUAAUUGGCGCAUUCUCCGUGUCAAGUGUCAAAGGCCUGGGCAUAGCCAUCCAUGAACUUAUAGAGAGGAAGCCCGUUUACAGAGACCCACUUUUCUACAUCUUACUGGCCAUUUUAAUUAUAUCUGUCAGUACACAGAUCAACUAUCUCAACAAAGCCUUGGAUGUGUUCAAUACGUCCAUAGUGACCCCUAUAUAUUAUGUCUUCUUUACCACUAUGGUGGUGACUUGUUCUGUGAUUCUGUUCAAGGAAUGGAACAGCAUGGAUAUCCAGGACAUGAUUGGGACACUGAGUGGCUUCCUCACCAUUAUCAUUGGAAUUUUCCUUUUGCACGCUUUCAAGAACACCAACAUCACAUGGAGCCACAUCACGUCUGGAAUCCAUAAAGAGAGAACAACGUUCCCCAAUGGACAAGAAGACCAGCACAGUUUGCUUGGGAAUGCUGAACAUUCUGUGCUGUCAUUUGAGGAUGACCAUUCCGUCUUAAGCAGAGCUAACCAACAUCACUGAGAGAAGCUGUGCCUACAUAGUGGAUAGAAGUCUUGCACCAUUCCUGUAUUGCUGCACGGGGUAGUGUUCCACAAUUCCUCAGACCUCAACAAACGUAUAUGUUCUGUACGUUCUGCACAGAGACAGAAAAAUGACUCCUUUUAAAUGGAGUAUUUACAUAUUUUAUAUGAGAACAAUUUGUGUUUUCAAACUAAGGUGGAAAAAGUUUUUCCAGUUUUAAUUAUUUUUACAUUUGACUGCUUUUUGUAUUACAUCAGGACAGCUGACUACUGGGUUGGAAGUAGUUCCUCCUCCAUCGACUGUAUUGUAUAAAAGGAUUCCACUCAUAUCGGCUCCAACUAGUGAAGAUUAUUUUUUUAAUAUUAUAUAAUUAUAAUAUAUAGCAGCACUUCCAUAAAAAGAAAACACGCAAAGUAGAUCGGGCUUGGUGUCACUAAACUGAACAUUAUUACCUGCUAUGUGAUGUCAGCCUCCAAGGUGUACAAGAUUUAUAGCUAUGGAAGCAGCUGAGGCAUCCACCUAGCAGGCAGAGGUAUCGCGGUUUGCUGCAGGCAAGUCAUAUUCUGGCCAGUUGGAGCUGAAUUGUUAUAUGUGAUAAAAACCACUGUACAUACAUUUUAUUUGCAAAAUUGACAAUGAUUUUAUUAAUUGUACACUGAAUGUAUAUUACAUGUUAGGAUUCCUUAAUGUUUUUGUGGCCUACUUUUCCCAAGCAUACAGCCAUGCCCUGUAUGAGCUGCUCUAACAAGUCCUUUUACUGCAGAUUGCACUACAAUGCUGUCCAGUAUCUCCCCAGCAAGAAAACUAUUUAUUGGACAUCUAAACGUUAGUGGUCUUAUAGAAAAUAAUAAUUGUAAUUACAAACAGAGAAUAAGAUCACUAUGAGAAGUGGGUGUAAAUCUCUGAAUUAAGUCAACAUGGCCAUAUUUAAAGUUUCCCUAUUUAAGCACAACGGAAUGGAUACAAUCUAACAUUUGUACUCCAAAAAUUCUUCUUAGCUCAACUACACCUGAUCCUACGGUAGCCUUACGAGGCCAGUGCAUGCGUUCAGGAUUUUUCUCAUAGAGGUACAGGAGGGAUCACUACGAAUCAUUAUGGAUCCAAGCAGAAAAAAGACAUUCCUUAUACAGUACAGGGUCACAUGACCACCGGCAUCCCGAAAGCCAGGAUGAUAACCACAUUCACAGUACAGUAUGUACAUUUAGGAAAUGGCCAGCUGAGAGAACUUGGUGUAGACAGUGCUGAGCAGAGACAAGUGACAGGAAUGCUCUACUUGUAGGAGUUUGGCAGUGGUACAGGGAAUUACUGGCAUCUAAGACUGGGUUCUUGCACUACAGGAUUGUCAUUUUGUUUUUUCACGAAAUACGUCGUUAGCCACAUAAUGGGGAUUGGAAACAAACACGUAUUGUCUAAUACAGGAAUUUCUAUGGAGGGUGUGGAACAGUUUGCUGAUCUUACAAAAUGACAAGAAUGUAGAACUGUCAAGUUAUGACCUUUCAGUUCUGAAUAGGAGUAAAUAUAUGCUGUUCUCUCUCCCCAUGUGGGUGACUCCAUAUACAUGAACUAAUAUAUAUAUAUAUAUAGUAGAUAGCAGGUUCAAUAUACGUCAGCCAUAUCUCUACACCAGCAGUUGUCUGACUAUGGAUAACUAUAGCAAGGUGACACCGUAACAAAUGACCACAGCAAAACCUGCAUAACUUCUGUGCACAUUUUAUCUUGCACAAAAUGAAAAGAAGCUUUCCAUUAGACUUGUGAAUUGGCAGAACUACCUGAGGAUACGGACUUUAUAGGGGGACCUUUCCCAGUGAUGCCGCGUUUCUCUCCAGUUAUCAGCUACAGGUUUAUGGUGAAAGCCAUUUUGUUUUAGUAUUUCUUUGUCUGUUUGUGUUCUCAGCAAUAUUACUUUGCUUGAUAACUCUAACACUAGUGUCAUUCUAUGGAUGAUCAAGAGAAUGUCCUAUUUUGAAUACAAUAGCAAUUAAAUUAAUGUACAAUAGGCACUCACUAUAUCUCAUCCACUAUUAUAGACUGUGUAUUAUAUAGAAAUGUCAAUUAUUUUCUAUUCUAUACACACUACGCAGAGUUAUCCCCUGGCAACUUAUCACUCAUGAUCUACCUCUUAGUACUUUGUAUGCAGACAACUCUGUAAGGCCUUCCUGCAUUGUACGUGGACCCCUUUCCCCAUUUGUAAAUGUAGUAUAGGAAGUAAUUGUUUUAUUUGUAAAUGGAUUUGUAUACACACACACAAACACACACACAUUUAUAUAUGUUUGUGUGUACAGAUAUGUAGAUAGACUUAGGCUCUUUUUCUAAAUUGCAGUAACAUUUAAACGGUGACAACUAAAUAACCUACUGUUUGGGUGAUGGCAUCAUGUCCUAAGUUACUUAAUAGCGUGUGAUGGAGAAUCGUCUCCGUAUUUAUAUCUGUGAAUAGGUUGGACAAGUAAGCAGAUCAUUGAGGGAAGUCCUAAUACAACACUGCCAGAACAUACUGCAUUGCAUGUACUGGUGAAAGGUGUGCUGUAUACUGACAGAGUAAGACACACACCAUAUGCUGGAGUUCUCAAUUUCUUUUCCUGACUAGAAUAUCAUUCUUGCUUGAUUAGAAGUCACAGACACCAGGGGGCUUAUAUAGGUAGAGUCGGGUUGUAAAACCCUUCACU